AUCUGCAAAGAGAAGAAGAACGAAAAUACAAGACACAUAUUAACACUAAAUAUCAGAGUGAAUGAGAAGAGGAUUUUUUGGAGCUGCCAAUAACCGUAACUGCUUCACUAAGCCGCCACUCAUUUCCAGCUCCGUCUUCACUCUUCUCAAACCCUUCUGCGCCGUCGCGUCUUCCUCCGCCAGAUCUCUUCCUACUUCCGUCGCUUCCGCCGCCGCGAUGCCUGGUUCUGACUCGCCCAACCGGGAGUGGCCGGCGAAGCGCGUGAGGGACACUUUCUUUAAGUUCUUCGAAGAAAAGGGCCAUGUCUACUGGCGGUCCAGUCCCGUUGUUCCAUUCAAUGACCCUACCCUAUUGUUCGCCAACGCUGGUAUGAACCAGUUCAAGCCAAUAUUUUUGGGGACUGUGGAUCCCAACACUGCCUUGAGCAAGCUCACUCGUGCCUAUAAUACCCAAAAAAGAUACCUACCACCACACAUUCUUUGAAAUGCUGGGAAAUUGGUCGUUUGGAGAUUACUUCAAAGAAGAAGCUAUUACUUGGGCAUGGGAACUUCUAACAAAAGUCUAUAAAUUACCAUCAGAUCGCAUUUAUGCUACAUAUUUUGGUGGUGACGAAAAAGCUGGUCUUGCCCCUGAUAAUGAGGCUAGAGAUAUAUGGCUAAAGUUUUUGCCUCCUGGACGUGUGCUUCCUUUUGGCUGUAAAGACAAUUUCUGGGAGAUGGGUGAGACUGGUCCUUGUGGACCUUGCACCGAAGUACAUUUUGAUCGAAUUGGAAACCGUGAAGCUUCAUCAUUAGUUAAUAAUGAUGAUCCUACAUUAAUUGAGAUAUGGAACCUUGUCUUUAUUCAGUAUAAUAGGGAGGCCGAUGCUUCUCUUAAACCUCUUCCAGCAAAGCAUGUUGAUACCGGCUUGGGUUUUGAACGUUUGACAUCUGUACUACAAAACAAAAUGAGCAAUUAUGACACUGAUGUCUUCUUGCCAAUCUUUGAUGCUAUUCAGUUGGAAACUGGUGCUAGGCCAUAUUCUGGUAAGGUUGGGCCAGAUGAUGCAGAUAAAGUUGACAUGGCAUACAGGGUUGUUGCAGACCACAUCAGAACUCUAUCAUUUGCUAUUGCUGAUGGGUCUCGUCCUGGCAACGAUGGCCGGGAGUAUGUUCUUAGGCGUAUUCUCCGUCGUGCAGUUCGGUAUGGCCGUGAAGUUCUAAAAGCUAAGGAGGGGUUUUUUAACAGGCUUGUAAGUGUUGUGGUCAAGGUGAUGGGCGAUGUUUUCCCUGAGCUAAAACAACAGGAGGCACACAUCAGGGAUGUAAUUGAAGAGGAGGAGGAAAGUUUUGGCAGAACCUUAAUUAAGGUAAGGUUGAUAACAUGUAUAAAGACAUUUUCUGGGGGUUAUUCCUUAUCAAUCUGUCUAUGGGAUUAUCAUCUCUUAGUUUAGUUUUGUUUUUUGUGA
Molecule: messenger RNA, 1448 nt
Organism: Arachis duranensis
Lineage: Eukaryota; Viridiplantae; Streptophyta; Magnoliopsida; Fabales; Fabaceae
Product: alanine--tRNA ligase
Biological process (GO): tRNA modification; alanyl-tRNA aminoacylation
Cellular component (GO): chloroplast; cytoplasm; mitochondrion
Molecular function (GO): ATP binding; amino acid binding; aminoacyl-tRNA deacylase activity
Source: RefSeq, a predicted model, not a curated record